AUGGCAACAACAUCAUUAAUGCCAGAUGUCAAUGAAAGAGUUGAUAUAUUGGAGACGUUUCCAUUUCAAGAUGAUCAAUCUUUGAUUGAGGAGAUUCCAAGCACGAUUGGAUACAUUCCAUACAAUAGUUCACACUUUGUAGAUCGUGGAGCCUUUGAAAGUAAAUGGGCCGAAGAGACUGUAGCAAUGGAAAAGAUGGACGAUUUGUUGCGUCAAGGAGAGACCUUUAUCAACAUGGUCUACACGUAUCGUAGUUGCUCCAAGGCAUUGCCACAAGUCAAGACAUCGGAACAAGCCAACAAACAACAAAUCUACGAAGGUACCUUUGAAGUGUUGGAGCCGGAAAUUAAAAAACUCAAGGAUCUCAUGUACUUUCAACGUGACACUAUCAAGAUCUUUUGUGACUAUAUCAAGAAAUUGGCUUCAACCUAUGACAAGAAAAAGGAAACUAUCACUGUAUCUGAAUCUCUUGUCACUUAUCUUGUUAAAUUAUUAGAUCUAUUUGCUUUAUUGGAUGCUUUAAAAAAUGUUAAAGCUUGUUUAAAUAAUGAUUUUUCUUUUUUCAAAAGGGCAAGUGGAUUUUUAAGAAAACAAAUGACAGGAGCAGAAGAUCAAACACAAGAGAAUCAUACAUUAUAUUUAUUUUUGGCACACCAAAAUUCCAUUACAACUUCGUUGAAACAAGAGUUGCAUAAUAUUGACAAGUUUGAAGAAGUGUUGCCAGUACUUGUCAAUCAAUGUGCCGACUUUAUGGAAAAGGAAAAGUAUAUCUUGCCAUCGGAAAAGCAUUGUUAUCUCCGUGUCAUGCCAUACGUAUUGUAUUUGAUCGACGAGAAUGACUCCAAGCACAACAUUUUCAAAAACAAGAACCUCAAUUUGUCUCGUUAUGCCAAAAUCUUUAGAAAGAAUCCUGUAGUUCCAUUGUAUGGUGAUAUGCAAAUUACUUUGGAAGCUCUUGUCAAACGUUCACCUCAUUUUGAUGAAAAGGCUUGGGGUACUUCAACUUUGGACAGUAAAGUCGCUCAAGAAUAUGAAAUUAUCAAUUACUUGGACUCUACCAAAUCGCUUUACCAUGAAUAUGUAGCACGUUUUGCCAAUAUGAUAAAUGAUGUUAAAGCAGCCAAGACUCGUGCACCCAAAGAUCCAUUACCAAUGCCAGAGACUGAUGUCAAAGCUAUCGUAUUACUUGGCCUUAGAAUCCUUUCCGAUUGGUCAUCACGUGUAUUACAACAAAGUGCAUGGAAGUAUUCAAAACCAAACAAUGAUGCUGCCAUUCCAGCCCAAUUUGACUAUGAACGUGUAGUCAAAUACAACUAUUCGGCUGACGAACGUGUCGCGUUGAUUCAGUUUAUCGCCAUGAUCAAGGGUCUCGGUUCCUUGAUGGUCAAACACGAAUCUGUCCUCGAACCAAUCAUUAAACGUUCUAUUCACGGUGAACUCCAACAAUUUAUUCAAAAUCAAUUGCGUGACACUAUCAAGAGUUUUGCCAAAAAGGAAAAGAAAAAGGAUCAUAUCAAAAUUGAAUUGGCUCAACUCAAAACGAUUGCAGCAGAUUGGCUUGGUGGAUCAGAACCAGUUGAAAAUGCAAAUUCAAAGAAAAAGGAUGAAGAAAAGUUACAAAUUCCAAUAAGAGCUGUUCCUCCUAGUACUACUCAGUUGGACUUAAUUCUUACUAUUAUUUCAUCAUUGAUGAAUAAGAAAAAGGAAUUUUCAUCAACACAAUUUGCAGAAUUGGAAACUUUCCAUAAUCAUGCCUACUUUUAUCGUUAUCUACUCAACUUGUCGGCAACUGUCAAUCAAAUUACUGAUCUUGCAGAUCUUUGGUAUAGAGAGUUUUAUCUUGAAUUGAAUAAUCGUGUUCAAUUCCCAAUUGAAACUUCUCUACCAUGGAUUCUAACAGAUCAUAUUUUGGAAAGUGAUGAUCCAUCCUUGAUGGAAUAUAUUUUCUAUCCAUUGGGUCUUUACAAUGAUACGGCACAUCGUGCAUUGCAAUCAUUAAAUCAAAGAUUUUUAUAUGAUGAAAUUGAAGCAGAAUUGAAUCUCUGUUUUGAUCAAUUAUUAUAUAAAUUGUCUGGAAAGAUUUUUGCUCAUUUUAAAACUCAAGCUUGUUCCUUGUUGCUCGACAAGAAUUAUAAAGCACAAUUGGAAUUGGUUCAUUUUGCUGGUAAAUUUAAUGUACCAAAAUCAAGAUUCGAUGUAGUACUUAGACAAAAACAUAUUACUCUGUUGGGUAGAUCAAUUGAUUUGACUGCAUUGUUGGCACAACGUCAAAACAAUUUUGUACGUCAAAAUAUAGAUUAUGCAAUUUCUCGUUAUGAAGCUUCAGAUUUGACAUCGGUCAUUGAAUUGGAAACUCAACUCAAUUCAAUUCGUUUGACCUAUAAAUUGUUGUCGGAAUUUUUCACAUUGGAUCCAUUUGAAAGUAUGAUGAAUGAAGUAAAUGAAAGUACAUCACUUAUUUCAUAUCAUGGUCGUAUUGCAUUCCAUACCAUUUUCGAAUUAAUGACAGAUUUGGCACCAAACUAUACAUUCAACUCGAUUACUCAACGUUUUAUCAAGGCUCCCUAUCUUUUCACUGAAGAUAUUCAACGUGAAAAUAUGCCAAAAACCAAUCCAGUCUAUUUGUUUGGUAACAAACAUCUCAAUGCUGCCUAUGCCAAUUCAGCAGAACUUUAUAAACAUUUUGUUGGAGCUCCUCAUAUUCAUUCAUUACUCAGGGUCGUUGGUAAAAAGAAUUUACCAUUGAUCAUUUUUGAAUGUCUAAGAAAUAUGGAAGUAAAGAUUGUAUCUGUUCUGACACCCUAUGUUAGAGAAUUAAUUUCAUCUGGUAUGCCAGCAUCACAAAAACUACCAAUCUAUGAUUAUGGUACAGAAGGUUGUUAUGGUUAUUUCCAACUUAAAUUGCGUGACAUUUAUACCUAUCCCGACUUGCGUCCUCAAGUCAUUCAAUGUUUUAGAGAAUUGGGCAAUUCAAUCAUCUUUAUGAACCUGCUCGAUCAACAAAUGGUUCAAAGUGAAUGUUCAUCAUUUAUUCAAGCCGCUCCAUUUUUGGGUGUCACACCAGACACUUGGUAUUCAGACAAUACAGGUACCGAUCCAACCACUCAAUCUCCACUCUAUGCUCAACUCGCCAAACUCGCUCAAAUCUUGGAAUCCAAACCAGAAGUGACCAAAGCCCCAGAGUAUUUCAAGGAAAUUGUCAACAAUGCAUGGCGUGCCGACAAGUUUUACCGUCCAACUGGUGCCAACCCAUCCAUCUUUAAGAAUGUCCUCCAACGUAUUACACAGAUCCUCAACUCUGUACGUGCUGAAUGGUCAGGUCUCACUCCAGACAAUGGUGUCAUCAACAUUGAUACUAGUACCGAGUUUUACCGUCUUUGGUCUGCUCUUCAAUUUGUCACUUGUUGGCCACUCACCAAUGAAAAUGACAAGUCUUAUCACGAACUCUUUGGUGAUGGUUUCAUGUGGGCCGGUUGUACUAUCAUUCAUUUCCUAGGUCAACAAAAUCGUUUUGAAUUGUUUGAUUUUUGUUAUCACAUUUUAAACGUUGAAGAUGCUGCUGCAGUUCGUUCUGAUAAACCUGCUCUUAAAAACUUUUUCAAAACGGCAUCGUUUAUGAAAGAUAUGAAUAGUCAAAUCUUUUCAAUUCUCAAUGCCUAUUGUCCUCCUCCAUCUCCUUCCAAUAUGAUCCUAUCCCCUCCUGCAACUGAACAAGCUGAACAAUUUAUUAUUACUACUACUGAAGUUACUAAUCGUGAAGUUGAUGAUAAUAGUAAUAGUAAUAGUAAUGUAAACGUCGUAAAUAAUGGCAAUAAUAAUAAUAAUAGUAUGCCACCACCACCACCACCACCACCAAUGAUUGAUGAUAUGCCACUUCCUCCACCAUUUGGUAUGCCACCUCCUCCUCCUCCAAUAGAUAGAGAGAGAGAGAUGGAAGAAGAAGAAGAAGAUAUUAAUAUUUAUAUAUGUCCAUUAAAUAUUAAUAUAGAUAAUACUAUAAAUGAAUAUUUAAAUAAUAGAUUAAUAUUUGAAUGUUGUUUAAAAGCUACUUCUACUUUAUCUCUAAGAAUAUGGUCAAAUGAAUCAAUAGAAAGAUUAUCAUUACUAUUGGUUUGUAAGAAAUGGUAUUUUACAAUCAUUUCAAAUGUUAGACAAUUGACAAUGGUAGAUGGUAACUUUUUUGCAUUGUCUAAUCGUUUACAUCAAUUUGGUCAAUUGGAACGUUUAGAAUUGGUUGUUCCUAAUCAUCCCAAAUCAAUCAUUACAUUUAUUUCACAAAUCUUUACAAAUCAAAAGAAGAAUGUAUCAUCUCUAUCAUCUAUUGAUUUAUCAAUGUCAUCUAUUACUAGUAAACAUUUAUCUAUACUUUAUAAAUCAUUUCUUGAUAAAUUUCAAAUUGAUCAUGAAAGUGAUAGUGAUGAUGAUGAAAAUGAAAGUGAUGAAUCAAUGAUUGAUAGUAGUGGUGAUGAUGAUGAUAAAGAUCAUAGAGCAAAUAAAAGAUUCUCAAGAUUUGAAAAACAAUUAAAAAAUUCAAAAUCUAGAAUCAUACCAAAUAUAUCUGAUCAAGAUCAAUUUCAUCUUGAUGAAUUCAAUCUUUCAAGUAACAAAUUGGAUAAUCAAGGUAUAUCUUAUCUUGUUACUUUAUUAAAUGGUUUUAUUAAAAUUAAAAAUUUAAUUUUAGAAAGUUGUGAAUCAUUAGAUGGAUUAGAAUUUAUUGGUCCAUUAUUACAAGAUAAUUUAUCAAUUAAAAAUAAUAAAACAGAAUAUAAUUCAAUUAUAACAUUAUCAAAUGGAUUAAGAAAAAAUUCAAUAUUAUCUCAUUUAUCAUUAAAAGGAUGUGAUAUUGAAGGUUGGGGUGCAUUGAGUUUGGGUGAUACAAUGGCUAUAAACAAGACUUUGACUCAUUUGGAUAUAUCUGAUAAUUUAUUUGGUAGUGGAGGAUUUACAAAUUUGGCUUUAAAAUUAAAUGGUAAUGAUUCAUUGAUUCAUUUAAAUGCAUCUGGAAAUCAUAUAGAAUCAAUUGGGUUUUCUCAAAUAUUUAAUACUCUAUCAAUGAAUAAUACAUUGACCUAUUUGGAUUUAUCAAGAAAUCAAAUGAAUACCACAAAUGAAAUUGGCAAUAGUCUUGUGGAAUCGAUUGCAAAUAAUAUGGGUCUGGAAACUUUGUUGCUUUCGGAAUGUUCAAUCAAUAAUGAUCAUUUUAUUCAAUUGUCUUUGGCCAUUUCAAAUAACAAAUGUUUAAAAAAAUUGGAUUUAUCAAGGAAUAUGAUAAAUAAUAUUAAAAGUUUGAUUUUAAUAUUAAUUAAAAAUUCAACAUUGAAAAGUUUAAAUUUGGCUAGAAUGAUGGUAUCGAUACCAGAACAACAUUUACAAGUGUUGUUUUAUUAUUUGACAAGAGUUGCAAUGCCAAGGGAUGUUAUGGCUGCUGCUGCUGGGGAUUGGUUGGAUGAUGGUGGUAGUAGUAUGUCGGUGGAUAUGGUGGUUCAUCGUUUGGAACAUGUUAAUUUGAUGCCAAAGGCGGCAUUGUCUGGUUCUUGUGUGAGGAGGUUGAAUCAAAUAGUGGCGCUUUCUAAACUUUGCUUUUUACAAUUAAAGUUUUAA
Cavenderia fasciculata is the source of this 5601-nucleotide messenger RNA. It is a transcript of the gene pirA, whose product is annotated as component of SCAR regulatory complex. The coding region runs from base 1 to 5601 and encodes 1866 amino acids. The transcript has 6 exons. Gene Ontology annotation, biological process: regulation of translation; cell morphogenesis; regulation of actin filament polymerization. Gene Ontology annotation, molecular function: small GTPase binding; RNA 7-methylguanosine cap binding. Gene Ontology annotation, cellular component: SCAR complex. NCBI's taxonomy places the organism in Eukaryota, Evosea, Eumycetozoa, Acytosteliales, Cavenderiaceae. The record is from RefSeq and is a predicted model, not a curated record.